Messenger RNA from Protobothrops mucrosquamatus (brown spotted pit viper), 2140 nucleotides. RefSeq names its product ALG8 alpha-1,3-glucosyltransferase (gene ALG8). The transcript has 13 exons. Gene Ontology annotation, cellular component: endoplasmic reticulum membrane. Bases 30 to 1607 code for a protein of 525 amino acids. NCBI's taxonomy places the organism in Eukaryota, Metazoa, Chordata, Lepidosauria, Squamata, Viperidae. The record is from RefSeq and is a predicted model, not a curated record. Gene Ontology annotation, molecular function: dolichyl pyrophosphate Glc1Man9GlcNAc2 alpha-1,3-glucosyltransferase activity. Gene Ontology annotation, biological process: protein N-linked glycosylation.
UCCCGCCUGCGGGAAAAGAGCGGGCUGUUAUGGCGGCGCGCCGAGCUUGGUGCGGAGGAAGGGGCUCCUUUCUGGCUUUGGCCUUCGGCGUGACAUUUCUGAAAAUGCUCCUCAUUCCGACAUAUCAUUCCACAGAUUUUGAAGUGCACAGGAAUUGGCUUGCCAUUACUCACAGCCUACCAGCCUCUCGGUGGUAUUACGAGGCAACUUCUGAGUGGACCUUGGAUUACCCUCCUUUUUUUGCCUGGUUCGAGCGUAUGCUUUCCUACGCUGCCGUCUACUUUGACAAAGAGAUGCUGUCCGUUCAGAACCUCAACCAUUCCAGCCAAAUGACCGUUCUUUUCCAAAGGCUCUCGGUGAUCGCUACGGACACGCUCUACAUCUAUGCUGUGUACCAAUGCUGCAAUUGUGUGAGCGGGAAGCAAGGUGGAAAAGACCCACUGGAAAGCCCGCCGUUUGUUCUUUCUGUCCUUCUGCUGUGGAAUUUUGGUCUCUUAAUUGUAGAUCAUAUUCACUUUCAAUACAAUGGUUUCCUGUUCGGAUUCCUGCUGCUUUCUAUUGCACGAUUAUUCCAGAAAAGAUACUUAGAAGGCGCUUUCCUCUUUGCUGCCCUCCUGCACUUCAAGCACAUUUACCUCUAUGUGGCCCCAGCCUAUGGCGUCUAUCUGCUCCAAUCUUACUGCUUCGCUGAAAAUAAUCCAGAUGGAUCUCUUCGAUGGCGCAGUUUCAGUUUUCUCCGCUUAAUCAGUCUGGGAUUCAUUGUCUGCCUUGUUUCUGCCAUUUCGCUGGGACCAUUUUUGGUUUGGGGUCAGCUUCCUCAAGUUUUCUCUCGCCUUUUCCCAUUCAAACGGGGCCUCUGCCAUGCCUACUGGGCCCCAAACGUUUGGGCCGUGUACAACUCCAUUGACAAAAUGUUGUCAGUCCUUGGGCUGAAGUAUCAAUUGCUUGAUCCUGCAAAAGUGCCCAAGGCAGCCAUGACUGGAGGGCUGGUUCAGGAAUUUCAGCACAGUGUCCUGCCUUCUGUGACCCCACUAGCAACCUUGUGCUGUACCGCCGUCUCCAUGCUGCCUUCUGUUUUCUGUCUUUGGUUUAAACCCCAAGGGCCCCGAGGAUUCCUGAGGUGCUUGGUUCUCUGUGCACUAAGCUCCUUCCUGUUUGGUUGGCACGUCCAUGAGAAAGCCAUUCUCCUCGCCAUUCUUCCUUUGAGCUUUCUGUCUGUGGAGAGGUCAAGAGAUGCUGGUAUUUACCUCAUACUGUCCACUACGGGCCAUUUUUCCCUCUUCCCACUGCUGUUUACCGCACCAGAGCUGCCCAUUAAAAUAUUGCUGAUGCUCCUCUUUUCAGUGUACAGUUUCUCCUCCCUGAAGGUCCUGUUCAGGAAAGAGCCUCUGCUGAACUGGUUGGAAGCAGUCUACCUCACUGGGCUGAUACCCCUAGGAAUCGCCUGUGAAAUUGUGUUCCCUUUUACUUCCUGGGCUCAAAAACUGCCAUUCCUGCCUUUAUUGCUCACCUCUGUAUAUUGUGCUCUAGGCAUCAUUUAUGCCUGGCUCAAGCUAUACAUCUCAGCCUUCACAGGACCACCAGAAGGCAAAGAAAAAGAAGAAUAAUGGUGGUUUAUCAGGGAUUCCAAGCUGGCGAGGAUCAUUCCGGCAAGCUCACAACCACACACAACACGGCAACAGGUGCUCACACUGGACCUCCUCUCCAGUUGCAGAAAGGCUUCCUCGUUCUUUAAAGACUUGGGGUCCUGAAACUCAUAAGGAAAUAAUCAGCUUUUUAAACCAGCGCGACCUGAAUGCAACAGUGGUUAUUUCCGUUAUUGCUAUAGCAGGAGAAAUCAAAAGUUUUUGCUUUCUUUUAAAUAAUUCUGUCUCCAAAGGCCAUAGGGAUGUGCUGAUCCGUAUGUAGAGGGAACAGGAACAAUUUCUUUAUCCCUGUUUUGAGUCACCAGGAUUCAAGGAGAUAAUUUCUUCACAUUCCAUAUAUCUUAUUUGGAAUUAAAAGGAAAAAAAGGUUUGCAAAUUGUAGGGGUGGGCUUUGCACAUACCCAAAAAAAAGGAGACAGGCUGAGUUCCCAAACUCUGUAUUACAUGAUCAUCGAUCUCUAGAAAAAGUUGUUAUCAUGCUGGGUGAAAAUUAA